AUGAGAAUUGAAGAUACUAGCUAUGGCAAUAGCAAACAUCUUGGAUCGAUCUACAACCGCCUACAAGCCCUUGAAGGAUCAUCUCAUGCCAAUUACAAGAGAGAGAGGAGUCCAACACCCAACCACCCUCCCUUUUAUUGCAAUGCCAUCACAAGAAGAAGCACUACUCAAGUCCAUGAGGACAAUGAAGAAGAAGAAAGAGAGUAUGAGGAACAAUUGAAUGAUGAAGAUGAAGAGCAGAGCAUCGACAUCAAUGCUUCCCCAAAACAGAGCAUGGAUACACCAAGCCCUAGAGACCCUCGUUUCUCACCAAGAAGUCAAGCUUCUACACUUCCAAGAUUGGAAGCAAUGCAAAGACCAUCACCACCUACUGAAGAAGAAGAUACUUGGCAGUAUGAUCCCAUUGAUCCCAACAAGAUAAGCCCCAUGAAGCUUAAAGAGUUCAAUGCUAAGGUGAAAUCACUUCCAUUCUAUGUCACUUUUGAAGAAGCUUGGGAUAAACAUGGUCUAGUGGAGUUCUUUUUCACAACUAGUGAAAACAAAGAAGAGAUACACCAACUUUUUCAGGAAGGCACGAUUUCCCAUUGCCCCUCAUGGAGUCAAUCAACCACCAUCACCACCAUCAUCACCACCACCCAGUGGUAUGUCAAUUCCAUAUCAAGAGAGAAGCUUGCUGAGUUCAAUCAGUUUGUCCAAACUCUUCCAGCCAGCAUGUCUUUCCAAACAAGCUUGGCGCCACUACCCAUUCACCACCUUCUUCCACAACUGCAAGAGACACCUGAGGACAUAAAGAGCUUUUUGAGAAAGCUAAAGUUCAGCCAACCUUCAAGACCCUCUACAAGAUUGAAGACCCAGGUCAAUUCUCUAUUCCCUGUCAAGUAA
This is a messenger RNA of Microthlaspi erraticum, 882 nucleotides long. Lineage: Eukaryota; Viridiplantae; Streptophyta; Magnoliopsida; Brassicales; Brassicaceae. The record is from the annotation of a GenBank genome assembly.